Molecule: messenger RNA, 2085 nt
Organism: Nyctereutes procyonoides (raccoon dog)
Lineage: Eukaryota; Metazoa; Chordata; Mammalia; Carnivora; Canidae
Gene: SLC2A9
Product: solute carrier family 2 member 9
Exons: 14
Coding region: 405-1988 (527 amino acids)
Biological process (GO): monosaccharide transmembrane transport
Cellular component (GO): membrane
Molecular function (GO): hexose transmembrane transporter activity
Source: RefSeq, a predicted model, not a curated record
AGUCCUAACGAGGCAACAGGAGUCUGACGGGCAGACUGGACAAGUAGGCAGGACAAAUAUUACUGGAAGGGCCAAGCGACUUCAGGCAAACUCUUGAGAAACUGGCCCUACCGUGGAGGUAGGCCUGGGAGUCCAGCCAGCGGGAACCUCACGGGCAUGAUGCGGCUCAAAUCAGGCUCCUAAGCGGCUGUGAGCUCAGACGCUCUCCCCAAGGCGCCAGGUCUGAGCACUCGACCAGAGGCGGGCAAGAGCAGGACAGAGACCAUGAACACUGGAGCCAGGGAGGCAAGGAGAGUGACCAGCCCAAGACCUAUUCCCAGCUGCCUGGGCUACACAUUCUACUGCAGGAUGGUGAUCAACAACCAGGAACAAGGAAACCCAAUCCGAAAUCUGAAACAUAAGCCAUGAAGCUCAGUGAAAAGGACUCAGCACAGUCCAAAGAAAGUGAUUUGGUGAAAGAGAAAUUGGACUGGUCCUGCUUGCUCCUCGUGGCCUCCUUCGUGGGCGCCUUCGGCUCCUCCUUCCUCUACGGGUACAACCUGUCGGUGGUGAACGCCCCCACUCCGUACAUCAAGGCCUUCUACAAUGAAUCGUGGGAAAGAAGACAUGGGCAUCCAAUAGACCCAGACACUCUCACUCUGCUCUGGUCUGUGACGGUGUCCAUAUUUGCCAUUGGUGGACUUGUGGGGACUUUAAUGGUGAAGCUGAUCGGAAAAGUUCUUGGGAGGAAGUACACUCUGCUGGUCAACAAUGGGUUUGCGAUUUCUGCUGCGUUGCUGAUGGCCUGUUCUCUCCAGGCAGGAGCCUUUGAAAUGCUCAUUGUGGGACGCUUCAUCAUGGGCGUAGAUGGAGGCAUCUCGCUCAGCGUGCUCCCCAUGUACCUGAAUGAGAUCUCACCCAAGGAGAUCCGUGGCGCUCUGGGGCAGGUGACUGCCAUCUUCAUCUGCAUCGGUGUGUUCACCGGGCAGCUGCUGGGCCUGCCUGAGCUGCUGGGGAAGGAGAGCACCUGGCCAUACCUGUUUGGAGUGAUUGCCGUCCCCGCCUUGGUCCAGCUGGUGAGCCUGCCCUUUCUCCCUGAGAGCCCGCACUUCCUGCUCUUUGAGAAGCAUGACCAGGCAGGAGCCGAGAAAGCCUUCCAGACUUUCCUGGGCAAAGAGGAUGUCUCCCGAGAAGUGGAGGAGGUCCUGGCGGAGAGCCGUGUGCAGAGGAACAUCCAGCUGGUGUCCGUGCUGGAGCUGCUCCGGAGUCCCUUUGUGCGCUGGCAGGUCAUCACUGUGAUCGUCACCAUGGCCUGUUACCAGCUCUGCGGCCUCAACGCGAUUUGGUUCUACACCAAUAGCAUCUUUGGCAAAGCUGGGAUCUCACCGGACAAGAUCCCAUACAUUACCCUGAGUACUGGUGGCAUCGAGACGCUGGCUGCCAUCUUCUCUGGCUUGGUCAUCGAGCGCCUGGGACGGAGACCCCUCCUCAUAAGUGGCUUUGGGCUGAUGGCCCUCUUCUUUGGGAUCAUCACCAUCACACUGACAUUUCAGGACUGUGCCCCCUGGAUCCCAUACCUGAGUAUUGUGUGCAUCCUAGCCAUCAUCGCCUCCUUCUGCAGUGGGCCAGGGGGCAUCCCAUUCAUCCUGACUGGCGAGUUCUUCCAACAAUCCCAGAGGCCAGCUGCCUUCAUCAUUGCGGGCACCGUCAACUGGCUCUCCAACUUUGCUGUCGGGCUCCUCUUCCCGUUCAUUCAGAAAAGUCUGGACACCUACUGUUUCCUGGUCUUUGCCACAAUCUGCCUCACGGGUGCUGUCUAUUUCUAUUUUGUCCUGCCUGAGACGAAAAACAGAACCUUUGCGGAAAUCAGCCAGGCAUUCGCCAAAAGGAACAAGGCAAUCCCACCAGAGAACACCAACUCAGCUGCAUCUGAUGCUAAGGUGACCAGAAGGCCCAAGCCAGACCCUGCCUCCACUCUGGACAAUUGUGCCAAAAAUGGGAUUGUCUAAAUGGAUGAUCUCAGCAUUUCAGGAAACCAAAGUUUUCCCUACAUGGUUAAUAGUAUUAAGUAUUUAAAAAUAAACCUUUGCUAAUCUAACGUCACAA